AUCGAGAACAAGACUCCAGCUCCCAGCAAGCCUUGCGGUUUUCUACAUGUGGAGCUGUAUAGGUUCGUGGUACCAUGUCUGUGUUUAUGGACCUAAACGUGAUGUAUUCGUCUAAUAUAAAGCAAUUGCAGAGUUUGGUGGAAACAGCUGCUCAUCUUGGAUAUUCCACGGUCGCCAUCAACUAUGUGUUUGAGCUCGUAGCCAAGAAGAAACAGGAAAUUCCCUCACCAAAGCCGAUCAAUGAGAUCUUUGAUAAGCUGCCCAUGGUGCAGGGCCGUUCUCGUCCAAUCAGAGUGCUGAACAGACUGACGCUGGUGAUGUCUGACGCCAGUCACUAUCCGACCAACUCUCCAGCUUUUCGAUUUUUCGACCUCAUCGCCCUCCAUUCAAGCUCUGAGAAAGUCUUCCAUGCAGCUUGCACGUUGUACGAUAUCGACAUCAUCUGCAUCCCAGUGACAGAGAAGCUACCCUUUUUCUUCAAGAGAGCGCCGAUCAAUGCGGCCAUCGAGAGAGGCGUGGCAUUUGAGGUAUCCUAUGCUGCAGCCAUCAGAGACUCUACCAUGAGGCGCUACACCAUCGCCAACGCCGUGUGCCUGAUGGAGAGCUGUAAAGGGAAGAACGUGAUCCUGUCGAGUGCAGCUGACAAGUCUUGGGAGCUCAGAGGACCAUAUGACAUUGCCAACCUAGGUCUGCUGUUUGGUUUGUCCAACCGAGAUGCUAAAGAAUCUAUCUCGUCCACCUGCAGAUCUGUUUUACUGCGUGCGGAAACCAGGUCGACAGCCAGCGGCAUUGUGCACACCUGGAAAACCCAGCAGGAGGCGCUGCAGGACUCUGCAGACAGUGAAGCUCCUGCUGCCAAAAGGAUGAAACCCUCUGACAGCUGAGGAGGCGGGGCCUUCCUAAAAGCAGCUGAAUCAAUUAACAGUUUAAAUUAAAAUGUCCCGUUUUGACUCUUCAUAAAUGGAAGAAUGUGAAUGUUUCUGAGAAAAAUAGAUCCUCUGUUUUCAUGUAAAAUUUUUAUUUCCAACCUUUGUUGAGUAAAGGGUGUUACAACCCAAUAUUGGAAUUAGGGGGACAUUACUUUUUCGCCUAGAGGCAGGUCGUAUUCCCGUUUUAAUAAAAAUUUGUGAAAAUGUG
This is a messenger RNA of Nothobranchius furzeri (turquoise killifish), 1137 nucleotides long. It is a transcript of the gene rpp30, whose product is annotated as ribonuclease P/MRP 30 subunit. Gene Ontology annotation, molecular function: RNA binding; structural constituent of ribosome. NCBI's taxonomy places the organism in Eukaryota, Metazoa, Chordata, Actinopteri, Cyprinodontiformes, Nothobranchiidae. Gene Ontology annotation, biological process: translation; tRNA processing. Gene Ontology annotation, cellular component: nucleolar ribonuclease P complex; ribosome. The record is from RefSeq and is a predicted model, not a curated record.